Molecule: messenger RNA, 828 nt
Organism: Neolamprologus brichardi
Lineage: Eukaryota; Metazoa; Chordata; Actinopteri; Cichliformes; Cichlidae
Source: RefSeq, a predicted model, not a curated record
AUGGCCAUGGAAGCAGCGGACAUGAUCGUUGUAGCGAUCUACUUCAUCCUGGUGUUAGGGAUUGGCUUCCUUGCAAUGUGGAAAGCCAAUAGGAACACAGUGAGCGGCUACUUCCUGGCUGGGCGUUCGAUGAACUGGGCAGCUGUGGGAGCUUCUCUAUUUGUCAGUAACAUAGGAAGUGAGCACUUCAUUGGAUUGGCUGGAUCAGGCGCUGUUAGCGGUCUCAGCGUGGCUGCAUGGGAGCUCAAUGCUGUAUUACUGCUCCAGUUUUUAGGCUGGGUGUUCAUUCCAGUCUAUAUCCAGUGUGGCGUCUACACUAUGCCAGAGUACCUGUCCAAGAGAUAUGGGGGGAAUCGACUGAAGGUGUACUUUGCUGCUUUAUCUCUUGUCCUUUACAUCUUCACCAAACUGUCUGUGGAUCUCUAUUCUGGAGCCUUGUUCAUCAAAGAAUCCUUAGGUUGGAACCUCUAUCUGUCCAUCCUCCUCCUCAUCGCCAUGACAGCUCUGCUGACCAUCUCCGGGGGUCUGGUUGCUGUUAUCUACACGGACACAGUUCAAGCGUUCCUCAUGAUUGCUGGGGCUCUCUGUCUGACAGGCAUCAGCCUCUUCAAAGUGGGAGGGUUCGAAGGUGUGAGACACGGUUACAUGGAGGCCACUCCAAACAUCAGUGCCAUCUUGCUGUCUUCACCCAAUCUGACGUAUUCUGAGUCCUGCUAUAACCAUACCACUCCGAAGCCAGAUAGUCUGAAGAUCCUCCGAGAGGCCCAGGAUCCAGACCUGCCAUGGCUUGGUUUCUUACUCGGCCAGACUCCUGCCUCUAUUUGGUAA